AUGGAAAAUAACAGGAACAAUGUCAUCAAAUUUGUUCUCUUAUGUCUGUCCAGUGAUAGAAAUUUGCAGAUAUUCUGCUUUGGACUGUUCCUCUCUUAUUACAUUGUCAUCCUCUUAGGCAAUUUCUUCAUCUUCAUCACCAUCAAAUGGAGGCCCCUCUUCAAGCAACCCAUGUACUUCUUUUUCUGCCACUUGUCCUUCAUGGAUGUCUGCUAUACUACCACAGUAACUCCCAAACUGAUCUUCAUUCUCAUGGGUAUGGCCUACGAUCGCUAUGUAGCCAUCUGCAAACCUUUACACUAUAUGGUCAUCAUGAACGAGCAGCGGUAUGACACAGUGGUUGCAGUGUGCUGGGGAGGAGCAUUUCUUACAUAUGUAACCGGAUUUUUAGUCCUCACCAGUUCAGGAACAAUAGCGUUGGUUACUUUUGCAGUCUUGGUCUUCUCUUACGUCACCGUUUUAGCCACCCAGACGUUCCCCGAGGAUAAGGUGUUUGCUCUGUUUUACACCAUCAUUGCCCCCAUAUUCAACCCCCUUAUCCACACGCUGAGGAACGGAGAGAUAAAAACGGCCAUGAGAAAGAUGGAUCCUUCUCCUCCGGACGCUGCCGCGAGGGCCGGUGAUCUCCCUCCCUCCCCGAGCAGCCUGCUAUCGGGCUCCUAUGACCCGCGGCUGGGCUCGUGGCCGUCCCCCUCCCAGACCUCUGCAACCCCGCCCGAGGACACCGAGACAUGA
This is a messenger RNA of Tachyglossus aculeatus (Australian echidna), 735 nucleotides long. Its product is annotated as olfactory receptor 4P4-like. Gene Ontology annotation, biological process: G protein-coupled receptor signaling pathway. Lineage: Eukaryota; Metazoa; Chordata; Mammalia; Monotremata; Tachyglossidae. Gene Ontology annotation, molecular function: G protein-coupled receptor activity. The record is from RefSeq and is a predicted model, not a curated record. Bases 1 to 735 code for a protein of 244 amino acids. Gene Ontology annotation, cellular component: membrane. The transcript is spliced from 5 exons.